AGUACAAGAACAAGUCAUCUCCAAGUGUAGCCAGACUAAGGCGAGACCCCCAUCUAACCAGCAAAAGAUGUCACCCAAAACUGAGCUCCUUCAGGACAAUCUGAUUCCAAGAAUAUUACCACCCACAAGUCACAGAGGUAUUUUGACAUCAACUCUGAAGAAGCAGCAAGUCAACACUGGCCUUCCAUUUCCCAUCUCCUCAGGCUUGGGUCAGGAUCCCCUGAAUAGUCUUGGCUCUGUCUGUCCCAAAGCCAAGGCCAUGCCCUUAGAAGUGCCCCUGCCCAAGCUCUGUAUCAGCCCACUGGGCAGCCAAUCCUUGAUUCCCUAUCAACUCAGCCUCCCCAGUGUGCCAAUGAUGUCUUCAGUGUCCAGUAAUGCAGUCUGGACAGUGGUAGCUGCAGCUGUAGCCAUGCCAGUUUCAAAGAAAUCACCCCUGAGCCAAGUAGAUAGUAGCAUUCUGCCACAUUUUGAUAGCAACUCCAUCAUCUUUGUCAAGGCACCUAUGAGUAAACCCCCAACAGCCCUAGCAUCUCCAUUUCAGAAGGUUGUGGUUCAGGCCAAUCAGAUGGCCCCAGGAUCCAGGCCUGGCCAGAAGGUGUAUGCUGCUCUGGCCAGCCCCAGAUUCAGCCUAUUGGGCAAUCAGAGCCUUGUACAGAGCCCAGCACAGGGGCUAAUGCCUGUGUUGAGUACCAAGUCCCUCCAACAGAGCAUGACCAGCUGCUCUCCCAUAAGUCCUAUUCAGGAGCUAGAGCCUCCAAGCUAUGCAGCUGCUACUGCUGCUACUAGCCAGUCCCUAGGUACAUUGAUUAGAAUGGGCACACCCCUUGAGCCACAGGACAAUGUCUUGCCUCAGACACAGUCCCCAAUAGAUGGUCUGAUUUCACCAUCAUCUGCAGGCAGUGAGGUGGAUCUCAUGGAAGAGCUUUUGGGAGGCUCCAGUGUGGCCCCAGAUGAAGACUGGGUGUGCAACUUGCGGCUGAUAGAUGACAUUUUGGAAUAGCAUGCUGCUGCCCAAAAUGCUACAGCCCAGAGUGCUGACCAAGUCACCCAGGGUGCUGAGGAGCUAUAAAUCAAAGUAGGGUGCUCCAGAAAAGCCCCAUGUCGUCACUCAAAGGAGUGGUCUGAAUCUGCAGCCAGCUUGAAACUGGCCCCAGACACCCACACUAGGGUCCUAGUCUGAAUUCUGUCAGCCCUGCCCGUCCCUCUAUCUACCUGAUAAAUAAAAAGCUGGUGAUUUUUCAAGCUACUUGUACAUAUUUGAAAAUUUUGUAAAUGGUUUUCCUAAUCAUAAAUGACAGAAGUAUUUAUACUUGGUUUUGUGGCUUUGUAAAUAAAGUGGUGGCUUUGGUUUCAGUAGAGUUGUGUUUAUUAUACAUUGUUCCAAAUAUGCAGACUGUGUUGUUCGCUCCAGUGAUAACCUUGUUAAAUCAGGUGGCUGAGUCACUGAGGUUUUCAUGCCACAAGAAACGUGGAUGUGACCAAGGGGUAUUGUGCAAACUGACAAAUGCCAAAUAGAAAGCCACUUGGUCGUUAAUUUCCACUCCAUUACAAACUGUACUAUCCAGUGUGACUCUUAACUUUCACAAGCCUUUAAGUCUCAGCUAGUUCUUUCCUAAUGAACAUUUACACCAAAAGUCAUGGUGUGGUUAAGUGUCCCACAGAGACACUCAUGGGAGGCCAAGAGCAUCCUUUAGGUUUGGUUAAGAGAAGUGCAGAAAUAGUCUGAGCUGAGCACUGUGUGAGCUGGCCACCUUGAGGAACUAGAGCGUUCCCUUCCCUUUGUCACCUAUGGUGACCUUCAGCUGCAGAGAAAUCCCCAGCUUUAGACAGCUUUGGUGCACCAUCACAGAGUGAUGCUUUAAAGUCUGCUUUAAACCAUUUGACACUCAUUUUGAUGUGAAUCUCUGUGGCUUGGGGGGAAAGUCUGUAAACAUUAAUGGUUGAUUUGGGGUUGUCUUUAAUGGUAUCUAUUUGCGGCUCUUGUCAUGUAUAUUUAAGUGUCUGUUAGAGAAACUCCACAGCCACUGUCCUGUAAACUUUGCUCAGUGUCCAGAUUUUGUGUAAUACAUUUUAAUUGACACCUUGUAUUUUGAUUCGACAUUUGAGAUCUGGCAUCUAUUUUGAGCCAGUGUUUUUUGUUGGAUUUUCUUUUGCUUUCUUUUUCUUUUUUCUUUUUUUCUUUGUUCUGUAAUAAACAGCCAGGAGAAAAGUG
Molecule: messenger RNA, 2212 nt
Organism: Grammomys surdaster
Lineage: Eukaryota; Metazoa; Chordata; Mammalia; Rodentia; Muridae
Exons: 1
Coding region: 68-1000 (310 amino acids)
Biological process (GO): regulation of transcription by RNA polymerase II
Cellular component (GO): nuclear body
Source: RefSeq, a predicted model, not a curated record